UCCAAACCCACCGCGUCACGUAAAUAACACCGUCUCAGGAAAGCGGAAGUCCAAAGCAGUUGGUCGCUCGCUCGCUCGCUCGCCACCGCCGCGUUGGACUUUUCCCUCGCCGGAGAAACCGCCGCGACCACAGCCGCAACCGCCGCCACCGCUUCCGGAGGAGGAGGAGGAGGACCAGGGAGGGAGGAGGCCAUGGCGGGGAGGUACGACCGCAACCCCUUCGACGAGGACGACGUCAACCCCUUCGCGGGAGGAGGUGUACCCCCUGCUUCUAAUUCUCGGAUGCCACCUCUUCCUCACGAGCCUGCUGGAUUCUAUAAUGACCGUGCUGCUACCGUGGACAUACCUCUUGGUUCAUCGAAGGACUUAAAGCAAAAGGAGAAGGAACUGCAGUCGAAGGAGGCUGACCUUAACAAACGGGAAAGAGAACUUAAAAGAAGGGAAGAAGCUGCAGCUAGAGCUGGUAUUGUCAUUGAAACGAAAAACUGGCCACCAUUUAUGCCCAUCAUUCAUCAUGACAUUUCAAAUGAGAUACCAAUCCACCUACAAAGGAUGCAGUACCUUGCAUUUUGUUCAUUGUUGGGAUUGACGUUAUGCCUCUUUUGGAACAUCAUUGCAACUACCGCAGGAUGGAUUAAAGGGGGAGGUGUUGUCAUCUGGUUGCUAGCAAUUAUCUACUUCAUCUCUGGUGUCCCUGGGGCCUAUGUGUUAUGGUAUCGGCCGCUUUAUAAUGCAAUGAGGACUGAAAGCGCUCUGAAGUUUGGAUGGUUUUUUCUGCUGUACUUGAUCCAUAUAAUAUUCUGCAUCUGGUCAGCUGUGUCUCCCCCAUUUCCUUUCAAAGGAAAAUCUAUCGCUGGGUUUUUGCCGGCAAUUGACGUCAUAGGCAGGAAUGUUAUUGUGGGAAUAUUUUACUUUGUUGGAUUCGGGCUGUUCUGUCUUGAAGCACUGCUCAGCAUUGUGGUCAUCCAGCAAGUAUACAUGUACUUCCGUGGAAGUGGAAAGGCUGCUCAGAUGAGACAAGAGGCAGCACGUGGUGCCAUGAGAUCGGCCUUCUGAUAGAUGAAUGGAUGAGAAUAGGAUGUGCCAAUCGGUGAUGGCGUCUGGUCUUGUACAUCCCUAUACAUAUCUGUGCUGCGCGUGGCUGAGAGAGAAUACUUGUAGCUAUAGAUGUUCGUGCAUUCUUGUAAUAUAUACGAGUGCUUCAUUCCUUUCCUAGGCCCAAUAUCCAUGUGCUUAUAUGCAGCUUAAUCUUUUGGGAAAUACAACUUCAAACAUCACUCAUUUCUCUGACGAGCUUGGUUGCAGUAUCACUAUAUAUGGUUAAUGUAUGUGAAGUGCUAAAACUA
This is a messenger RNA of Hordeum vulgare subsp. vulgare (domesticated barley), 1346 nucleotides long. Its product is annotated as secretory carrier-associated membrane protein 2. Gene Ontology annotation, cellular component: trans-Golgi network membrane; recycling endosome membrane. NCBI's taxonomy places the organism in Eukaryota, Viridiplantae, Streptophyta, Magnoliopsida, Poales, Poaceae. Gene Ontology annotation, biological process: protein transport. The record is from RefSeq and is a predicted model, not a curated record. The coding region runs from base 193 to 1056 and encodes 287 amino acids. The transcript has 12 exons.